GAAAAGCCAAGGAGAGGUAUGCAGUUUCAGUUUGAUUGCCACCGAAGUUGGAAGGGACACAACUCCCUGGCCGUAGAAAAGGCGGACGACGGUGUGGAGGUGGAAGCAAGAGCUUCUAUGGAAUGUCAAUAACAGAAAGGAUGAUCUGGAGGCGGGUCUGAUGCUUCUUUCUGUGUCAAAAAGAGAUCAUGUUGUAUCCACCCUCCUCAUGUACAAAUGCAU
Messenger RNA from Linum tenue, 222 nucleotides. The record is from the annotation of a GenBank genome assembly. NCBI's taxonomy places the organism in Eukaryota, Viridiplantae, Streptophyta, Magnoliopsida, Malpighiales, Linaceae.